Molecule: messenger RNA, 3480 nt
Organism: Pogoniulus pusillus (Red-fronted tinkerbird)
Lineage: Eukaryota; Metazoa; Chordata; Aves; Piciformes; Lybiidae
Gene: SAMD5
Product: sterile alpha motif domain containing 5
Exons: 4
Coding region: 657-1223 (188 amino acids)
Molecular function (GO): protein binding
Source: RefSeq, a predicted model, not a curated record
GAGAGCGGGGCUAGCGCCUCCCGCUCUUCCUUGCCGCCUCCCGGAAACGCGAAGGCACGCUUGCUCUAAUCGGCAGCCCCGAAGGGUCGCCCUUCAGCGGCGAAGGGGCUCGGUGGCCCCGCGGGGGGAGCGGCCGCCGCUGCCGUGACUCGGCUGUCCCAAGGGCGCGGGGGGACGCCGAGCCUUCCCCGGCGCGUGCCUCCCCCCGCCGGAGGGGAGCGAGAGCGGCGAGCCCGCCAGGAGCGCGCGCCGCGGCACCGGCGCCUACCGCCUGCCCACCGCCCAGAGGGUCGGGCAGGGGGCGGCCAGAGGCAGAGACCGCGAGUUACCGGCGGGGAAAGUUGAAAAGGCCUUGGGGAGACUCGGGGCAGGGAGCUGGCAGCAGGGUGACGGGCUGCCCUGCAGGAAGAGCGGGGAGAAGCUGCACCGGAGCGCCGGGAGAAGCUGGAGGAAAUUUCUGGCGGCGCGUCAGGGGAUCUAUUUAAAAGGAAAGCAAAAGCUACCGUGUGCACCCGCUGCUGGGAGAAAUACGGGAGAGGAGGGCACUGCGCACCAGCACCCCUGCCUGUUCUGGCCGAGGAUGGGGGAUCCUGCGCUCGGUUCUUCCCCAACAUGAUGGUAUACCAAAGCAGCUACACGUAGUAAACAGAUCCAUCAUGCGACGGAACGCAGGAAGCAUGUGCACCAACAUAGUCUACGAGUGGCUGAAGACCCUGCAGCUCCCCCAGUAUGCGGAGUCCUUCGUCGAUAAUGGCUACGACGACCUGGAGGUCUGCAAGCAGAUCGGAGAUCCAGACUUGGAUGCCAUCGGCGUUGCCGUGCCCCACCACCGCCGCCGGAUUCACGAGGCCGUGAGGCGGCUGAAGGAGGCGGAUGAGAGGACGGUGGGGCUGUACUUUACCUUGGAACCGCAACCGCCACCGCCGCCGCGGCCGGCGCCCCCCGUCUCCGGGCGCUGCCCUCGUCGGGUGUCUGGGCAGGAGGAGGCUCGGCGGGUGGCGGCCCCUCGGCACCGCCCCGGCGGCCGGCGCGGGGCGGCUGCCGGCGAGGGGCUGAUCGCCUACCCCAGGUUGAAGCUGAAGAUCAUGAUCCGAGACAAGCUCAUCCGCGACGGCAUCAACUUGAGUAAACCCCCGUACUCCAAUAAGAACGCUGGGGUUUUUUCCUUCAGUACAAGCCUUCUGCAGAAGAACUUCUGUGGAAGUUCUCACUUACUAGUGUAGCUACGUUUCUCACCCCCAUAGCUGCCUUUGACUUCUUCCUUUUGACUUUGUGUGCAUUCAUAGUCACCCAUUCCACCUAACCAAGUGGAUACUUUACCUUCUCUCUUCUACACCUCCCUCCUUCAUAGGAACUGUAACAUUUCUAAGAUACCAGCAUGUGACACUAAGGAAAUUAAAAUCUUUGGUGUUGAUUUCUUGUUUCAUUUACCUUAUUUUAAUUUGAUGGGUCUGAUAAUAGUGUAGAUUAACUUGCUCAUCUCAAACAGAAAGCAUCACUCUGUUUUAAUUGGUUUAGAUCUAAAUAUAACAUUUUGAAAUAGAGGAACUAAGCUUACUUUCCUGGUUUUAUUUCAGCCUGUCAUGUCAAUGUAUUUAUUUUGGAUGAUAAAUGCAUAUACAUCAUUUUGUUACAGUAAUAGAAUAACUUUCUCCAUCUCCUCAGUGUGAAUUACUUCACAUCAUAGCGUGCUGUAAGAAACCGUAAAGCAGACAAGAUUUGAGAGUCUGUUGCUCAACAUGUGUUAUUCUGAAUACCACCCACUGUGGCAAUCCAUCUCAGCAAUGGCUUAAAGGGAAUCACAAAAGAUCACGUCACUGUACAUUACUCAUUGGAUCUUGUUUAGAGGAAGAAAAAUUAAAUACUGGAUUCUUUUAUUUGAGAAAGAGCCUUAUUGUUACAGUGCCUAUCCCCACCACAAUGCAACCAAACAACCCAACUUCAGGACAUAAUGUAAGCAACCUAUAUUGUACUUUCUAUAUGGACUAUGCAAUGUACAGACUUUUGCAUGUCAAAAGAAACUGUGUGGAUUCUCUGCCUUGCAGAGGAUUAAAGAGUCGGCUCAAGGUUUGUGUCAAGUUUUUUGUAUGCCCUUACCACACAUCCAUCUAGAGAUGGUCCUGUGGCUAUUCUGGGGCAGGGCACCAGACACUGACCUAUUUGCCAUCUAUUUGAAUUUCUGGUGCUGCUGAGCUGCUAACUGGCCUUCCUUCCGUGGCUUACAGACAGAAUGCUGUCAUCUUCUCCUCUUAAAAUCUGUGAAUGGAAACUAGUAUCUAGGAAUGGAAAACAUGCCUGAAAACUGGAAGUCUUGCACCUCUGCCUUGUUUGUAGCCUUUUGCUAGCUUUUUGAGAUGUAGACCUACCAGAAGAUCAAAAAUGAGUAUCAGAUGUUGCUGUGGAGGGUUUAAAAGUAUCUUUUUGCUGUCCUUUCACUAUUGGUGGUGUGUUUUCAGAUAACAGGUGAUGUAACGGAGUGGGAAGGAUAGAAAUGUAUUGGCAUGAUAAAUUUUGGUUUAACUUAGUUUGAUUACAGUCGGCGUAAAUCACUAACAACGACUUAGAAGAACUUAAUAUAAGUAUCUUAAAGAUGUGCAAACUUUGAAUUGAAGCCAUUUGUGUGAGUGACAUCAGACAUGGAGAAUUAUCACAAGUCAUCUUGAUUAUUUCCAUUUCCACCUCCUGAAAUUGCAUCUCAUCGAUUUUUUUGGUAUAAACCAAAGAAUAUAACUGAGGAGAACUCUGCAGAAGUCAGAUUUUGUUCCAUGUUGGUAGUGCUCCUUAAUACUCAAAGCCUUCUGUUUUAGUCUCACACCUGCUGUUGCUGGCUGGUAGCCUUAGAAGUCUCAUGUAUCUCAGAAACUUCUUGUGGAGGUGAUGGACCUGAAUGCCCUUCAAACAAGGUCCUGUAAUACCUCUCCAAGUUGAGUGAAACAUCUGUGUCAUUCUCAAAGCUUAAAAAAAAGUUAUCCUUGAUAGUUGUAAUUCUGUCCUCAAAUAGGAACUUAAUUAGGAAUAGUAUUUAUAUCAUUUUGCCAUGUAGAAGUUAUGGGAGAUGAACAGAUGGCAGAAGGGAACCAAAUCGAAUACCCCUCUGAGUUGCAGGGAAGAUGAAUGAGGGAAAGCACAGCACUGAUCUGAACCAGCCAGAUCUGUAGAAGUAGAGCCUUUUCCUCCAUAUGGAGAUGCUUCUUGCCUUGGUGGGCUUGUUGCAAGACAGAUUAUGUCCAUGCUGGGUUUGGGCAUUAGUACUUUCACUAAUGUCACUGUGACAGGAAAAGCAAAGGAGCACAAAUAUUGUCAAUAUAAAGACAAGCAGGGUACCUUGUUGUGGAACAUGCCAAGAGAAAUUAAGUAUUCUAUUUAUCUUCAAUAUAGAUUAAGUGACAUUUAAUUGUUUACUUGAAUUCCAUUACUAUUUCUAAUUGAAAUAAAUGGCCUCACCUAUUUCUUCAGGAACUUUAUUCAAUUAUUUUUUUA